AAACAGCUAAACUUGUGUAUUUGUUUCGGGUCUUUCUCGAAGAAGCUGUGAAUUGAAUUCAAUAGAGAGGUUACAGAAAUGGCGAGAGCCGCUAUCCUUCAAUUGGCGCGAUCACAAGCGAGGCAGCUCUCAUGCGGAAGCUUCCGUUCAGGAUGUCAACCUUAUAGGCAUGCAACAGAACUGUAUUUUGGAAGUGCCAAACAGAACUUCACCUCUCCUGGCCUGCUUGAUUCUCUCCAGAAAAGGUGGGCAUCUCAAGCUGCUGCCACAAAAGAUGACAACAAGAUCAGCAUUGGACCAAGUGGAGGGAAGGAGGCUGGGGAAGAGGAAAAAGACACUGACGUUGUUUAUCAUGGUCCGAUUUCAUCAACCAUCAAGAAAGUAAAAUUACUUUCACUCUCAACUUGCUGCCUCUCUGUGUCCUUGGGUCCUGUCAUAACCUUCAUGACAUCUCCUGACUUGAAUAUAAUUUUGAAAGGAGCAGUGGCAUCUUCUGUCAUAUUCUUUAGUGCCACAACUACCGGUGUCCUGCACUGGUUUGUCAGCCCUUAUAUUCACAAGAUUAGAUGGCAGCCUGGUUCCGACAGCUUUGAGGUGGAGAUGAUGACCUGGUUGGCAACUUUUGUUCCAAAGACCAUAAAAUUCUCCGACAUUCGACCUGCGGAAACCAAUAGGCCUUUUGUGACAUUUAAGGCCAAUGAUAAUUUCUACUUUGUCGAUGCAGAUCACUGCCAUAACAAGGCAUUGUUGGCAAGACUGACACCACAGAAACCAUCAGCACAGGGGUCCGCUUUCAAAAACCUGUAAUACUGAGAUGUUAAGAUGACAUGUGUUGAAGUUUUUGCUGGGCGGAUAUGAUGCUUUUAGCUGAUGGAUUAUGAUAAACCCUGGUAUGUUUUGAGCCUUUUAGGGCAUGCGUUGUUUCUUUUUUUGUUUGCGAGAACUGCCGAGUAGUUUCAGAUUCCUGAAAUAAGUUUUUUGUGAUGAUGAUUGACUAAUGAUAUCACUGCUUUGUUGAAUCUUGCCUGGCAAACGCAUGUAUAAAUUCUUUAUAUCUCA
Messenger RNA from Tripterygium wilfordii, 1059 nucleotides. RefSeq lists its product as uncharacterized. Gene Ontology annotation, cellular component: mitochondrial membrane. Gene Ontology annotation, biological process: mitochondrial proton-transporting ATP synthase complex assembly. Bases 79 to 807 code for a protein of 242 amino acids. The transcript has 2 exons. The record is from RefSeq and is a predicted model, not a curated record. Lineage: Eukaryota; Viridiplantae; Streptophyta; Magnoliopsida; Celastrales; Celastraceae.